Molecule: messenger RNA, 30244 nt
Organism: Columba livia (rock pigeon)
Lineage: Eukaryota; Metazoa; Chordata; Aves; Columbiformes; Columbidae
Product: hepatocyte nuclear factor 4-beta
Exons: 16
Coding region: 27035-28441 (468 amino acids)
Biological process (GO): cell differentiation; anatomical structure development; positive regulation of transcription by RNA polymerase II
Cellular component (GO): nucleus
Molecular function (GO): zinc ion binding; RNA polymerase II cis-regulatory region sequence-specific DNA binding; nuclear steroid receptor activity
Source: RefSeq, a predicted model, not a curated record
GUCCAAGAGAGACCUUGGGCACCAGCCUGUGAGUCUUGGGUUCGCACACUUGGGCUAUCACAUCUACACACUACCUGCUUACUCAGGGGUUGCAAAGGACUUACUACCCAUCUAUAAAUUCCAAAUUUCUGCUCUACUUAUUGGAUUUCUCAUUAAUCCUAAAUGUCAUCUGGACUGCCCAGUGUCCAGCUUAAUCUGGAGAUGCUCAGCAGAAUUUAUUUAAUAUGUCACACAUUCAUAACAGGUCAGGCUUUAGGAGCAUUUGGGUUGUCUAACUCAAUCGUGGGUAUUUAUUUUUGGCCACAGGAUUAGCUUACUCACAAAGUUUUUAUACUGUCUGGUGGAGGCUUCUGUGUUGCUCUUUGGCUUGUAAACCUGACUUUGACAUGAUGACUAGAUGACAGAAAGAGUUUCUGUUUGCUUGGAAGAUGCUACCAGAUGAUGGUAAUGGGACCAUAAACUCAUUGCUGGGAUAACAUCAGGCUGCAGGCUACAAAUUAGCUGUCAAAGUAAGGAAAUGCUCAUACUCGACCAAAACCAAACUUCACUCAUAGUCUUCUUGGGAAAAGAGGCAAACAGAAGGCAACUAAUCCCUGCAAAGAAACAUGCAGUGGGACAGUCCCAGGAAGAGCAGAUGAGGGUGUCAGCAGUUUGCUUUGGUGCACUGAAAUCUAGGGCACAUCAGCUUUUCCCAGCCACGAAUGCUGAGCCUUAGCAAACCCUGAAAUUAAUUUUUAAGAGUGCGUUUGGUGUCCAGCCAAGGAACUUUUCCCUGCUAAAACUUUUCCACUAUAACUGGCAGAACUGUAACUGCGCAUGAAAGAUUGCACAACGCUGUCUCCCAGGGCGCCAAACAACAGGGAAAAGGCGAAGAGCAUCCCAGAUAGAUUACAACCAGCACUUAGAUGAAACAGUUUCAUAACUAUAUAUAUAUAUAUAUAUAUAUAUAUAUACCUGCCAUGAACCUCUCUGCGCUUGGGGUGUGAGGACUGUGAUUUGCUUCUUGAUCUUUCAAGAAUCACCAGACAAAUAUCACAAAGUCCAGCUACGAGAGAUAUCAGCAGAAAAAGACGAGCCUUUGGUUUGUUUUAAAAAUUGCUCUUAUAUUGUAUUUCUUCUGUGGGUAAGAGAAUCUUUCCUACGUUUCUCACUGUAGCCUUUUCUUGACAAAUCAUUGCAGACUAACGAAGCUUCUGUAUGUUUGUGCUGGGAAAUUUGUUGUCUGGUUUGUGGUGCAGAGAAAUUUAGAGGAGAUAAAGCUCUGGUCCCAGGUAAUUUGGAAGGAUCAUGACUCUUACUCCCUUGGCACAAUAUCAAAAUCAAAAUAAAUAUUUCUAUUAUGUUUUAGACAGUAAUUUAAUGAUUUAAUUUUGAUAGUGUUUUCCCAUACUCACAAAAUUCAGGUAGAUAGCCCAAAUCUUGGUAUCUCCUCCCUAUUCUCCCCAUCUGGUUUUUAUCUGUUCACAGAAAGACAAUAGUAGUCUUUUGGGAGAGGAAGAGAGAGAAACUAACACCAACAGGAUAAUUACAGUGGGGGCAUGGGGGUCAGAAGAACAUCUUAAAGUAAUAAGGAAAAUGGAGAGAUGCAUUAGUUGAGUCAAUGAAGUCUUUGUGGGAGAGGAUGAAUUCUCUUUUCUGUUGUUGAAUGACACUUUCCCCCAAAGUUUAAACCAGUGUUGCUUUCUACUGUAACUCACUUUCUGUGACAGGUUUGUAUUGUCUUUCAGAUUAUGUAGUUUUCACUGCUGAAUUUAUAGAAAAUAGAAUGGGUUUUUUAAUGCUUAGACUUUUUUCAAGUAAAGGGAAAUAAGACAAUGGAGUUUUAUACAAAAGCUUGCAGAAAUAUACAGCUGAAGGGCAUUUGAUUUAAAGUUCAGACAUGUAGUGGUCUCCAUAAGUUACCUAUCAUAAAUUUUAAACUCAUUCAUUGGUUUCGAUUAUAUACUUUUUAUGAUGCACUGCACGCCUCAUUUCCAGUUAGGUUGUGUAAGUGUUAUAAAUCUGAAACUGGGUCUUUCUUUUACAUAUAUAUGUUGUGUUGACCAUGUUUUGACAUGAUUAAAGGACAAGGUGAAGCCUAUCUGACCUACAAAGUGUCCUUUCCAAAACAAUCUUACCUACAGAAAUAGAGUGGGGAGAGAACAAUGUUGCUCUUUACCGGUUAACAGAUGUGAAAAUACCUACAGGGUAGCCAACAAUAACCUAGCAGGAAUCAUGAGCUGUUGGAAAGAAAAAUACCUUUAUACUGGGCUUUGAAUAAAUGCUGUGGCUUGGAGACAAGCAGAGAUAUUGCCCAAAAGUUCUGGUUGAUGCUUUGCCUUUGAUGGGUCCCAUAGGAUGGUGCCAUCACCAUCCUUGCAUCACCCAAAAGUCUUACACAUGUCCAAGCCAAAAACAGCAAGCAAAACACCAUGUUUAUUUACACGUAUUUCUGAAUAAGCACAACCUUAUUUAUAUUUAUUUCCAGAAACCUCAUGAGCUUGCAAGGUCUGACUAAGGCUGCUAGGACAGGGUCACCUCUUGGCAUAUUCAUAAGCACGGGACGUGCAGAAGGAAUCUGCUCAGGAUAUCACUUCACAGCUUGAUGUAACCACAAGGCCACUGUACAUUUCACAUGCACUGUUGCACCUGACUCACACAGGAUGUGGUUUUUUUUUGCCAGCUUGCCCUUGACUGUGGAAAUUUGGGCUAUUAAUCCCUCAAGGGGAAUAAGUAUCUCUGUGGGGUGCUGCAAGGAUGGUGGAUGUACCCACAGCACAAGGAAAUGAGUGACUGAACCAGAGGGAGGAAGGGAUGAUGCCCUGAUCAUCUGAGAAGUGUUACGGCCUGGCAGCAGAAUAAUUCGUCUCCUGUCCUUCAUGCAAGAGGAGAGACAGGCAUAUUGCUGGGAUAAUUAAUCCCCUGAUGGGUCCAUCAGUCCUUAAGAAGAUGGUGGCCGGGAGGGAGACUGCCUAUACUUCAGCAAAAUUUUACCUGACGUGGUCAGUGAAGCAGAAAAUGUGCAUGGGAAAGUACCUGGCUUACCCCAGGGGCUGUUCUUGUUUUCCAAGCUGAGAAUGUGCUUGGAGGCAGAAGCAGUGGAAGUGUGUUAUAACUGAGUUGGCAGAUGUAUCAAGCACCCAACACAUCUGAACGCAUCCCUGGUCCAUGGCAGCGAUACUCCCUGCUCCAGCCUUGCUGCAGAGCCCAGCAGGCAGGGGUAGGAACAGCCAGUUUUCAGGGAGCUGAUUCAGGGGUAGAGAUUUACGCAGUGUUUGACAAGAAGAAAGUCCAUUUCGGCAGCUCCUGUUGGCAGCUGGUGUGCUGCAGGUAGGCAGCGCCUGUUCCUCUGCUUGUUUCCCAGUCCCACACUCUUUGGUUUGGCUCUGGGGACCAGGUGCCCAGGAAAGCAGAUAACAGCCCCUGUUCAAGGACAGAAUAUCUUGUUAAAAUAUUUUUUCUAUUAAAAUGGCAGUGACUUCUCUAAGGCUGUUGCCUGCCUGUUCAUGAAGCAGAACUAAGAACAAAUUCCUUGUGUGCAGCACAUUUCUUUUUAUGACCUGAAAAGCAGCACACAGAUCAUCUUAAGGACUUUCUUUAGACAGAACUGAUUUGUCUUGCAACCACCAUCCAACCCCAGAAACAGUCUGUCUUCCGUUAUUUAUUUCUUUAAACCUGGCCUUUGUGAAAUGCUCUUUAUUACAGCCAAAAUGCUGUCUGCCCGUCCUCUCACUACCUUGCAUCAAUUCCAUCUGACUCACUGCAAUUAGGACCAGUUAUUGUCUCCUACCAUCCUCAUGUUGCUUUAGGGCUGUCAGCAAAAAAGAGAAACGUGGCCAGAUUCCCCCAAAGCUGGGUUUUAGACCUUCACAUCUCCAUGCUGUAAGGAACUCAGCACUUAGUUUUUCUCUUUCUGCUUUUUGUUCUCCUGUGACGUGUUGCAUCUUUGUGUGUCAGAGUUUGGGCUAUUGUACCAAAGGAUUAUUUGCUUUUGGAGUGCCUGGAAGGGAUGCUGUGGGGACCCUUCAGCCACUCACCUAUCAAAAAACAAAAAAAGAGAGAAUUUAAGAUGAUUUCUGAAUUCCUAAGAAAACAAAUCUUUAGGAAAACCAUGCUGUGGCUCACAUUGAUUAUUGACCUCACUGCCGACUCCUCCUGGUGUUGUCUCUCUGCAGUUCCUCGCUGUUGUCCCCAUCAAUGGCUUUGUCAGACCCCAGCACCUCUGCUCUCCUUUGAUCUCUUGCACCUCUUCGUUAGCCUGAGCAUGGGAUUUGUCAAAACCUUUCCCUCUAAAGGCUGUCAAAACCAGUGAAAGUGCUUUUGACACGACUUGAAAACAAAAGGUUCUUUGUUUUCAUUUCUGUGUUUUUCAACAAAGGUACAACCUUUUUCACAGCGGGAAGAAACGUUUUCAGUUCAUUUUCUUAACAGCUGUAGUAUCUUGUAUGUUCUCUCUUCCUUCAAAUCCUCUCUUAAUACCAUCUCUGGAAAUCUUCUCAUGUUCUCCCCAGGAAGUGUUACAUAUCUUAUCUGUCAUGUUCAUUUUAUUGUAUUUUUUGCUCAAUCUAGCUUAAGCUGUAAAUACUUCAGGGUGAAGAAAUGAGCUACAUUUUGGUAGUUUUUCUUUGAUAUCAUUACCUUAAUGUGGGUCAGAUCACCAAGAAUGAAAGCAGCAGGCGAUACUUUUCUGCUCAAUGCAAGAUCACAUUUAGAAAAGCUGUGGUUUCUAAUAUUUUGCAUUUUAAAGAAGAGGUGGUUUAUGGACAGAAGAAUCUGGCGUUCCUCAGCCCUCUGCUAUGCAACUGCCCAUCAAUGUUAGAUGUUUUCCUGGUGUUAUUCCUUUGUGAUAAAUAAUGGUCAUCUCCCCAAUCAGCUAGAACCAACUAAAUGCACAAAUGUAUUGAGACUCCUGUGGUUUGUCCCUCAUCCAAGGAGUCUCUUCAGAGCACCUGAGUGAGCUGAAAAUGCAAGUGCAGUGUUGAAUUGGCAGUAUCUGGGCAAGGAUGAGAUCUUCAUAACAGAUCUAUGUCUUUUCCUGGUGAUUUCACUGAAUCUGUCACAGCUUGCGAGCCAAAAGCAGGGGCUCUACAUUGGAGCUGUUAUGUAUGUAGCCUCUGAGGUGUGCAAAGAAAAUGGUAAAAAUAUGUAUGCAGAAUGUGUGCAAGUAGAAGCAAAUCAAGGAUUAUGGAAACAGGCAGGUAUUUAUAAAAUAAUGGUAUUUGCAGUGUCUAUUUCCCUGCAGAGAUGGAGUUUUUAUUAUAGUUUUUUCAUGGUAACAGUUACUCUGGGUGUGUUUAUCAAGGUCCAAGGGUUCACGUGAUCUGAAACAUUUAGAAUUUGUGAAACAUUUUUCAUCUUUUCUGUUAACUAUACUUACAGAAAAAUCAUUACUCAAGUCCAGCAGUAAGGGAAGCAAAGGUGGUGUUGAUGUCUAGUCCAGCUAAGACAAAUUUGAAUUUGUAUCUUUCAUUGGUGUUCCAAGGAAAAGUGGUAGAAAUGACAGAUGUGAAGAUGAUCUUGCCUACUAUUAUGUGAUGAAAGUCCUAUUUCUUUCUUAAAAUGUCACUAAUAUUUCGAGACUGCCUUUCCACGGGACGCCAGCAAUAUUUGAUUAUUUCCAACUGGAGGAAUAUAUAAAAUAACAGAGAAUUGUUACACUUGAUAGUUCCUCAUGGCUGGUGGUCUGGCAGCUGCUCAGAUGAUACAUAUGAACACUUAGAGGAAAGCAUCUUGGAGAGUUUUAAAAGCCUUUCUUAGAAAUGGAUAUAUGUGUGAUUCAGUUCACUUCUUUUCCUCAGCCAUGACAAAUAAAUGUUACCAGUGUCAGGAAGAAUAGUCCCGGUGAAGGGCAAUGGCAGCUUGUUCAAAGAGGGAUUGAAACCUGGAAGCAAAACACUAUCAGCCCUGCCCUUGGAAGAGGAGGAAUGUUCUCAGAGAGGGAUGUGACAUAAAAAGAAAACCCAGAGUGUUUCCUGCCCUCAUGCCAAGUUUUUUUUUCUCUUUUCCUCUUAUGGAGGAAAAUCAACCCCUUUCCUUGGACAGAGCUGUGAUACCCCAUAAAGAAGCAAUAGCCCCCUCGGUCAUACAGAAUGAGAUUCUGUAGUCUUUGCUUUGUACAUGGGAGUCUUGCCCAGCAUCGGGCUAAUUAAUGACCUAUAUAAUUAAUCUCAUGUUUGAAUUUUUUUUAAAAAAGCCAAUGCAGACUCUGAGUAGUGAUUGCCUGAGUCACUGCAGAAGGAAAGAGGUACAUUGUGGUGUCUGCUGCAAGAUGUAUUUCUCUGGAAACUGUGACUAAUCCAGCUUUUUCAGAGGAGGAUUUGAUGUACAUCCAGGCUGCAUGCAUGAAUCAGUGCUGAGAAUCAACAAGCUGCAACUCUUUACUUUUUUACUCCUAGAACUCUCUAUUUUAGCUUCUGGACUGGAAGGACCUGAUUUUCUACCUCUAGUCCUUUGCAUAACUGCAACUGCUGAGAAAGGACCAGAAGGGAUGACACCAUCGGUCUUCUGCUGCCAGCACGGGGUUCUCCUUUACAUAUCACUUCCUGAAGACCUGGCAGGUGGCACCUGAACUCAGUUUUCAGUCCGAUGCAGCAUUUGCUCAUCUGAUGCGGCUGUUCUGUAAAACAUUGUAAGCUCCAAAUCAAAAGUGAGUAUUGACGGUGUUACGCACUGUACACAUUGACUUUCAGACGUAAUGCUAAUCACUCCCCAAUACUUUGCAUACAGAAAUGAUGUUACAGUUAAAAGAAAUCACCCUUUAUCUCAGUAAUCCAAACAGUGGAUUUAAAAGGAACCAUAAGGCUGCAGCGACAAGGACAAAGUGUAAAUCAUGCAGUAGCAAUCCCACCUUGUAAGCAACUACAGGGGCAGUUGUAUUUAAUAGACCUAACCUUGCUUCAACAGCCUACCUAGCUGGAAGAAUAUGAAUAUUAGGCAGAAAGAUAAAAUGUCAGGAGAAGAGUUGGGUCAGAUCUGAUAUCUGUCCUUUCAACACCAGAUUCCAUAGCGGACAAAUGGAGGAGACCAAAGUGAUGGGCUGCAGGAGGGUGGACACAAUUAGGAGUUGCUUUUGAAAGACACUUACUAACAAAGCCAGAGAUUUUCACAAUUAUUGAUGUCAAUUUACGUUUUUUUGUGUUUCCCUAAAUUCUAUUUUUCAGUGUGGUCCAAAAGUCUAUCAAGGACUGUGGCUUAAUUUUCCAGCGGUUUGUCAGUAUAAAAAAGACACAAUUUCCACACAGCCUGUUGUUCCCAGUGUAAAUAUGUUUUUAGGCAGAGUAAUAGAAUCCUACAGAUUUGCAGAGAAGCUGCAAAGCCUUCUGGCAGUGUCUAAGGCAACAUAAAUGCUCUGUUUCCAUUGCUUCUAUUUAUGGAAAACCAAAACCCAUUUAUCUCCCAGAUUCCCGUGAGAUUUUCUAUAGCUUAGUCAAGAACCAUGAACUACUGCUGGGUAGGAGUUAUUUCAGGGAAGCUGAAGAGAAUGGCAGAGGUUGUGCCUCAGCAAACAGCCAUAGUGUCUCUAGCCUGACUUCCAAAAAGAACCAUAGCGAUGCCCUCUGGUGUUCUCUAAGAAAUUCUUAUUUAUGUACUUGCAGAAAUGAGACUUUUGUUUGAAACUUCAUUGAUUAAAAGUGAUCUUAGAUUUCAUGUGCCUGAUCUCUGGCUCCUAAAGCAUGGCACCCAUAGACCUCCAAACCUGCUGCCUCCAGGAAGUGACAGGCAGUUGCUAAAGGGAAUUCCAGCCCAGGGAAAAAGAAUUAUGUGUGUCUCCCCUGUGGUGAGAGGGGACCCAAAUGGGGAUGUACAGGGACACAGGACAGUGAGAAGACACAGAAACCUUCACAGCCACAGUAGGUCCUCGGGUCUCCCUUAGUCCCAGCAGGGACAGGCACGGCUUUUUUUCCCAUAGACAUUCUGUCAUUGCAAAGUUUUUAUUGAGAAAUUCCAGACCAAAAAUUUUUUUUUUUUUUUUUUUAAAAAAGGAACAUUUGAGUUCUCCUGGCUGGACCAAGAGAAAUUCCUUGUGGUUUAAAUGGGUAGACUUCAGCUAUGUGCUGGCAGAAGGCCCAGUUUGAGAAGCAAUGGGGGAUGCAUCGAUUGCACCGAGACCUUUCGGAGCCUCCUGCAAGGGCUGCCUGGAUGUCCUCCCAAAUGCUCAUGCCACAGCUUAAUGGUGCACUGUAUAAUACCACCGUCAUGACUUUGGACCCUCAUGUUAUGCCAUACACACCAUACUGAGGGCUUUACAUCAGCUGGUUGAUGCUGCUGCUCUUGUGAGAUUUGCCCAUCACUAAUGACACGUUGGCAACCACCGAGUCGCUGUUUCAUUAAUGUUUACAAUGUAAUAAACACACUUCUCUUUAUUUCUGCCAUUAGCACCUAAUAUCGGUUUGCAGGAAGCCUUAUGUUUCUGAAGUACUUUGGCAAAAGUAGAGAGCAAAGUGCAGUUAUUUGUGGUUUUCUUUAAAAAACAGCCCUGAGAGACAGAUUAUUUAUUUAUGUAUCUUUUUGUAUUUCUAGAAGAUGACAUGAAAGAACAUGUAAAUCACUCUUGCAAUAUCAUCCCAGGAAGACUAAAGGAAGUAAAGAAGUCAGAAAAUAAGUGUAUCAAGUUCUUCCCAUAAUAUUACUUUUAAAAUAAUUAUUUGGAGAAAAAUAAGCUUCUAGAUAAAAUACUAUGGGUUUUGAUGAGAAUGUCACACUUGAAAAAUUAAGAAUAAUAUGCAAAUCCCUUCCUUGUAGAGUUCUAAAAAGCGGGGAAUGAAACAAAGUUCCUGAUCUACUUCUUAUGGAAGUUUUUCGCCCACUCAGUAUCCAGACAGAUGUUUUAAAUUACAUGAUAUGACUUAGAAAAUUUGGUAAUUUUUGCUGGGGGUUUACUGGUUCCUAGGUUUUCAGUCAAGAAGAGAUGUCUUGUCUCCCUGGAGUCCCUCUAAUUAGGCUGUAAGUUUAUAAGAAAGGAUUUUGGCUGCUGAGUUUUUCUGCUCCAUCAGAUGAUUUCACAUUAUAUCAGGGUAACAGUGGCUGCAUUGUGGAGGUCUCGGGUUUUUUUCCUGUUACUGUGCAGGCUGGUCCCUACUGCAAAUUUAACAUCUUAAAGAAAUCACACUGCCAGCCUCAUAUUUUUUUUCUUUUUUAAUUCUAUUUUUAAAUUUUUAAAAUCUGAUAUUUUUCUCAAUCUAGUAGUUCAGGGAGUUGUUACCAUUUUAGGAAAUCUGAAGUCCUUAUGACGAUUGUUUUGCUAAACAUGGCCUCAGUUAAUAAAAAGAGUGAAAUGAUUUGGGCAGAUAUAUUCUUUCUGUAGCACCAUGAGGCACAUAGGGGAUUCUCUGAGAGUAAACAUGUGCUCAUAACAGGCUGGCUGAAAUUUGGUUGGCCAGAUAAUGUGUAAUUGCUUAUGUAGAGAUGUGGAUCAUUCUCUAGGCAAAUUAUAUAUGUAAAUAGGAUAUCUAUUGCAUCCUUGAAGGUCUUGCCAUUUUACAUAUGUUUCUAACUGAAAGCACAUAAAUUGAAGUCUACCAUUUGCAUCUGUCAUGAAGAGAAGUAGAAAUCAUCUCUAAGUAAAAUUACUGAUGUAAUUGUAAUAACAAUGUCAUUCUAACGUCGCAUUUGCUCAGGUUUUUCACUGGAUCAGGGAUUUUGUCUUCCAGCUUUCACUUACAUGGUAUAUCUCAGAUUCAUUGAACUACUCCCAUGUGUUACAAGAGAAUAACUGAGGUCUGAAAUCUUAUCUCAGGCAGCUGGUUUGGACAUGGUCCUUCUUUGGUGACCAUCGCUGUGACUGUUGUUGCUGGUGUCAUCCCCUUGUGAGGUGAAGAGCAGUGGGUGCCAGAUUAAUCAGCCCUUACUGUAAUGAAAACCAAAGCCAGUUUGCUUCAGAAAAAAAAACAAACCCAAAACCAACAGCAUAAGUUGCUGGCCUGGUAAGGAAAGUACUGGAAGAGAGUUGUUUGUGCCAAUGUUGGCUCCAGAAAGAUGAAGUAGACAGAAAGAGAAGUGUGUUUGGGUUUGGAUUCCCUGCACUGAGGCAGAAAACCAAGACUUGCAUGCUGUGAUAAAAUCCCAUGCAAAUCAUAAAUGUGCACAAAUCCAUUUUGACGUGAAACUCUGCCAGUUUUGGUCUAAAUAGCUGCGAGGAGGUUUUUGCUGUUGCUGUGAGCGGUGGCAACAGUCUGCUCUGGUGCCUCAACCCGAGAAAUCCUGGCAGUAAAAAUGCUUCCUCCAAUAACACCUUCAAGCCUGGCAUUGCUUAAUGGGCUGUGAGAUCACAUGGAAGCAGCUGCUUCUCACCAUUACAGAGGACACGUUACUCCUCUUAGUCAGUUUUAACACACGGAAACCACAGAAUAAGAAGAAGGCAAAUCAGGGCUGAAAUACAACAUUUCCACCUCCACAUGCAGGAAACAAUAACAGUUCCAUAGUGCUGGCACAAAAGGGACUGAACUCAGCUUUAUUGUAUUGGGAAAGUAAUAAACACCCGUAAUAGGAGAGCUGUAGGUCGCUUUGCUCUUCCUGCACACCCACUGUGGUCCUCCUGUUCCUGUCUCCUGCCAUCCCACGGAGGAGGUUAAAUAACAUGAAGGAUUUACUGUGUUACAUGCUGGUAGUGGCUAGAAGAUUGCUGAGACCUGGGACUCAUUUUGUCCAUAGUGCACUAAGAAGAUGCAAUCUGUGCUCCAAAAAACUCCUUAACCCAAAGAAGCACCUCCACUAAGUGGUGGUUUCUGGUAGAGAAAUAUCCAGGUUAGAAGAUAGCCCUGCUGGGAACUCCAUCUCAUGUCACAAGGUGGGGAUACACCAGCCAGAGGAUGCAGAUCAACCAAGGAGGGCACAUCCCCUGUGCAGCAUGCAAGACGUGAAGCUGCAGUGAGACCAUCUCCAAGUGUCCUCCACGUCAGUUGGAGCAGAACAACCCUUAGACCUGCCCUAGGACACACUCAACAACCGCACAGGAUAAAAUUCCAGAAUAAGGGAAGGCUUGUGGUCUGCUAGAUAAUCUUCAAGCACAGUUUAGACAAUGGAAGGUUUUCAGGGCUAUUUUUUUUUUUCCUGCACCUGAAGGAAGAAAUGCUACCAACAGAGAAAGGCCAGCUUUUUGGUUGAUAUGUCAAUUUUUCAUAUUUCAUAUUCAUAUAUAAAAAAUAAAGAACAAGUAUAGAGCUGAGUUUUUAUACUGGCAUUCAAGCUAGCAGGGAUGUAAGAGCUCAGAUUUGAGCUUUCCAUUUCAUUGCAAGGAAAUAUUCAAUGUGAGCUAGGCCACUGGCAUAAUACUGACAUGUGUUAUGCUGGACCUUUUCAGAAGGGACCUCACUUACUGGGAAUGCUCAUUCCUUUCCAACUCUCCUUCUUCUUUUUGUCAUCCCUGGAAGAAACUCCUGAAUAAAUCUGAUCUUAUGUUUUUAUUCCUGGAAGACAGUAUUCAUGGAGAAACAUCUUCCUUUGCUCCUGGAAGGGCUGUGGCAGAGAACAUGAAUUACAGUGUAUCCUGAGGCUGACAAGAGAACGUCAGAAGUGGGUACCUCUCUGGAGACAGAAAUCACCAGUUUCCUUCUUCCUUCUGCUGAAGCCAGAGAUAUCAUAUGUGAUGUGACCCUAGUUUUGUUGUUCAACAGGGCCUGUUAACAGUGAUUCAGCUAUCAGGAAGGGUAAGAAAUUCCCUCUCCUUAUUGUUUAUUUUUCAGGAUGGAAGUGAAUGUCUGAGUGUUUUGCCUAGCUUUAUGGGCAACUUGUUUCCUAGAAAUGUUGAAAUGGAUGAUCCAGAGCUUGGCUUUUGCCUCCUGCAGCUGGGAGGGACAGGAAUUUUGAUAUUCCAUUGAUAUUUGCUGGAACUCACACCCCUCUUCUGAAUCAGUGCCUUCAGGUCAGGAGGUCCAGGUUGUUUUACCAGUCACAGCUAAAGGAAUAAAAACCCUUCACAAAUGCAGAAAUCUGACUUUGGAAGUGGAGGACUUUGGAGAGAUUUAGCCUGCCCUAAAGAUCUGACCUGUAACAUACCAUUGGAUGAAUAUGUUCUUUUCAUAUUCUGUGCUUCAGCUGAAAAUUAGUCGUUUGUAAUUUAUAGGUCUUUGUAAAUAUUGGGAAAGAAUGAGUGAGAUUAAAGAGACUCAGAUUGUUUUCAAGUAGCUUUUCAGUAAAACAGGUCAAGAAGCAGAUGCAGCAGUUCCAUCAACCAUGUUAAUUGUCCGCAAUAUGUUUGGAAAUCUAACAAGAAAAAAAGAGACUCCACAGUGUUUUUUGGGCGGGUCAUUUCUUUGUUGUUGUUCUAAACAUAGUGUUCUGUAGCCAAACACUUCCAGCCAGUCUUUCUUGGUUGUAUCAUUACAGCAAAAGUUAGAACAAACAGAACACCACUGGUGUCUUUGCAAAUUGGAGCAUGAAAGUAGAUUUUUAACUUCACAAAGUAUUAGUCAUGAUCUUCUAAGAGCUUAGACUGUUGUUUUUUCAUAGUGAAAUGACUAGAGGUUUGGUCUUGCAAUUCACAGUGUUGUUCUCUCCCUGUUGCCUCUUUGUCAAAUCCUUGUUACCUGAGUUUUGGAAUGGCCAAAGACCUGAUGGAACCUGCAGGAAUACUCUUGCCUGACAUUCCUUCAACAAAAGGAGCAAUGGCAAUGUUGACCUCCCUUGGUUACAUCUAAGUACAGUUUAAUUCUCUGCACUUCAGGUCUUGUCUUCAGCCCAGCAAGUGUCAUCUGCAGCAUCUUCCUGCUCAAAUCAGCUUCUGAUCUUGCUGGAAAACUUUUUUGUUUCACAGAUUUUUGAUGACAGAUUUUACUACAGGGUGUCUCUGUCAGUAGCGACCUUUUGGGAACGUUCCUUGAAGUACCCUGAAAAGUACCACUGAGUAGCAAAGUGCAGAUAAUAGUAUUCUUCACUGCUCGCUUGGAUGAACUGGGUGAACUGGGAGUUGGCUUUGGCUGGGUGAUUUAUUCUCCUUUCCAUCACUUCAUCCGUAUUUGCCAUUCUUGGACUAUAUCUGAUGGCAGGCAUGUCAUAGAUGGUUAAAACCAGCAUAUGACAUGUCUUGAUUAUGGUUUGAUGUGGGACUAUUUUACGUCUAUCCAUCCAACAGCCAUCUCUUUGGGACACCAAAAGCAUAACAUUGCUUAAUGUUUAUGGAAUAAUAUGCUCUUGGCUUCUUACCCAUAAUGCAGCAAGUAAAAAAAUGCAUGCACUUAGCUUGCACUUUCUCCUCAUGCUGACUCUCCCUUCUGUUUUAUUUCAAGUUUAGAAGCUUUCUCUUUCUUCUUUCUUUGGAGCAACACCCCAUUUGAGUCUUUGCUCAAAUGAGCACUCACUUUCUAGGAAGCAUUUGUUGGCAGAGGGACAAACACCACACUUCUGUCUUUCUCAUGGUUGGUUUUAUCAUGAUGCUGCAAAGCCUGGCUGGUGAGACAUGCAGAUUUCUUCAGGCAAAAUGGCCUCAAUUUCCUGAUUUUAUAGGAGAAUACCCUGAUUAUUCAGAUACUGGGAAUAUCAGCAGAUUCAUAAAAGAUGGCAAGGAUCAGAGAUGUAAGAAUGACACAAAUGGAUUAUGGCUACAAGAAUGAUCAGGUAUGAGAUAAUGAUUUACAGCAGUUUUGUAGCUGGAUGGUAUCUUUUAGUGUUAAAAAACUACACUUUUCAAUCAGUAGAUUAACAUUCACUUUUUCUGUGUUGAUCUGUCCAAAAAGACCCAGGGCAAGGGGUGCUUUCUGAACCAGAACUGCUAAGGAGGUACCAAUGCUUCACAAUAAUUUGGAUGUGCUCCAUGUUUUAACCAAUCUAACAAAACCACAGAUCUGUUACCAUGCAGAGGUAUGGUUUCUUUCCUCUGUUUUGUUCUCCUGAUUAGGAGCUCCAUGCUGUGUUUUCACAGGCUUAGAAGGGCAUAGGAGCAGGGAGUUGAUAUGGGGAGAGGAUGCUAACUGCCAGGUUAAAGUCCUCCCUGAUCCAAAUCUGUUCCACUGUCACUGUAUUUUGUCAGAUUAGUGCAGUGGGCAAAGUAGAAUGUCCUGAGUUGGAAGGGACCCAGAAGGAUCAUCAAGUCCAACUCCUGUCCCUGAAUAUGAUGAUCCCAAAAUUCACACCAUGUGUCUGAGGGUGUUGUCCAAUCAUUUCUGGAAUACUGUGUACGAAGUAACACCAAAUGGAAAGCAGGUAAGACAGCCCCAUUGGUUAUCUGCCCAAAUAUUACAAACAAAAAAAGGUACUUCAGCCAUAUGUUCCUUUUCAGAGAGGAGGAGGACAUCAGGAAGUCUCUUAAUCCUUGCUAGGUUGCCAAAUGAGGGAAACUUGAAAGACUGCCAGAGAGAAGUGAGAUGAAAAGCAUUAGCAUUUGAUGUUUUGGGGAAUAAAACUACCUAUCCUGUGGAAAAAAAGAAAAAAAAAAAAAAAGAAAAAAAAGCCCUGUAGCUCAGUGAUACAUUUGUCUCCGAAACAUAUUUGAGUUGAGUUCUUAAAAUAGUCACUUAUUCAGUUUAUGAUGAUGGUUUUUGAGUUCUUUCAAGUGGUUUUUUUGAAGCUCCAUUAGAUAGUAUGAGACAAUUCACACUGGUGUUAGAAACCACCAAAGGAGCCCAGACUGAGAAGCAAGAGGACAUAACUCAGAGGGGCUUUUCUAACCACUCUAAAGAUCUUAUUUUUUUGAAAAUAAAUACAUUCUUAAUCAAUCUGGAAAAUGACACAAAAAGAUCACAACAACAUGUACUUACAAGAAUGUACUUCGAAGAACAUGUUGUUCUUUCAAGCUGAGUGUUUUCAACUGCAAAAUAUUUUGAAGUGGAGCUUUCCUGCAGGAUUAUUUGUCCAGCCUGUGUACUUAAAGAGCACUGCAGAAGGUUUCAGGUGUUACCUCCCUGCCUCACAGAGUCUUGGGGUUAUAAGCAGAUGAUUUGAUUUAAGCACUUAGGGCUGAAGCCACAAAAGGAAAUGGUUGCUUGGUUGUGUCUUAGCUCAGCAUUUCUCAGUCCAAAGUAUAGAUCCUUAAUCUCCCCAUGUUUGGCUGCUGCCCACUCAGAAAGCCCCUGAAAGCCCACAGUGAGGAUCCUGAGGCAUCAGGAUGUCCCCUUCUGGGACUCUGCCUGCUGGUGUCUCUUGGAAAACCAACUACCACUGCCCUCAAGAAAGGUGGAAGCAGAAAUACAGAUGUCCAUCUCUCCUCAUUCCCAUCCUUGGACGCUGGGCACUCCUCCAUGAAGCAUUUGGGUCCUCUUCUAUUUGGUGUUUCUUCCUCAGAGGUACUGGUUGUGAGGAGAGAGUGUUCUCAAGUUUUUUGUAGUCAUCAAGCUCAGUCAUGGAAAAUUUACUGUGUGCUGACCCAGAAAAUGACCAUCUGCAUGACUGCACUGCCUGGCCAAUGUGGAUAGAAGGGCUAUCUCCCAGGAGCCAGCACACAGCAUCAGAUUUUGAAGUAAUUCUUGGCUCAAGGAUGAGAGAGAUGUCUCAUACCUCACAGGUGAGUCCUCCAACAACAUAGCUCAGUGAAUGUGUAGGUGAAGGCUGCGAUAAGGCUGAGGAGCCUUCCUCAGGGCAUUUAUCCAACCAUGGAGGUUGUGGCAGUGAGACAGGUACCCAGCAACUGGAGCACCUAAUUCCCUUUGAGAGCUGUGACUGAAGGAAUACUACUUCUGUUGGCAUUUUCCCUUGGCCAGCAGCUCCCUGCUUCCCAGCCCAGCUGUUUUGGAGCCUGGGCCAGGGUGUCUUGCUGUCUCCACAGACUGGAAAAGGAACCUUGGCAGCACUGGUCUGCUUUGUGCCAUAGGAUGUCCUGGCUGCCUUGGUUUGUCAGGGGAUUUAACCUUGCCUGAUUUGUCUGCAGUUAUGUGCAAGGCACCUCUGGUCUUCAGCCUGGUUCUCAGCAGACCAGAGGAGCAGCUCGCUAUUAACUCAUGAGUAAAUUAUUCUUGUCAACUUUUCAUUGUCACAGAAAUCCAUAAAGAGAGGACUUGCUGUUUUUCUCCCCAUUCAUUUAUCCUAUUAGUUUUUAAGGUGCAGUAAAAAGGGCUGCUGUAGUUACCUUCCUCUUGCUGAUGAGCUGUGAAGGAAUAAACUUCACAAAGCACAGUAGGCUUAACAAGAAAAACUAUGUCAUGAGACUAGGUAAUGAGCUCAUAGCAUCUAAGUGAACAGCAACGAUUCCAAGUAUCUAUAUGACUAAUUUGCCUUAUGUCAUUAAUUAUGCCUUAUCUUGGCAGGGAGAAUGGGAUUCACAUUACACCAUUGUAUUUUCCUAUUAGCUUGUGCUAAUGAAAACAGAAAGCAAAGCAAAGGGCAAGUCCAGUAAGAGAGGAGUCACAAGGUGUCCCUUGCAAACCAGAUCUCACUCAGUCAAGGCAAUAAAUCACAGUGGGGUGUUCAAUGGACACUGAGGGGCAUGGCAACUCACUGGGGCUCUCCACACCUUGUGGGAGAAGAGGUUGAGGUUUUUUGUGCGUGAUAAGAAGGAAAAGCAUGGCCUAAAUACCAGUGGGCAGUCUUAUUCUCACAGGGGAGAGAAGAAGGUCUGGAGGCCUCAGUGCAGCAGGGCUGGAUCCUGUCCUUGGAGUCACCAGAAGGAUGUUGUCACCAGGUUUCUUAGUAUUGCUGAAAGCUCUAAGGUUGGUGGGGACAUGAAACUUUGAGAAGACUUACAGUAAGGGUGCUGGAGACCAAACUGUGAGAUCUCUGCAGCAAUGCUUGAAGAACUAACCUUUCAUAGAGAAAAGAAAACAUGGAUAUUUCCUUAGUGGGCUGAAGUCCUCUGCAUCAGUGAAAAGAGACACUUGUAUUGCUAGUUUUGUUUCACUGGCUUGAGCUUUUCUUCCCAGGCUUCCCUGAGGGACAUCAUUCACUGUUGUGAAGCCCUAAGAUGCUAGCAGGAUAUGUGACCUUAAAGUUAAUGUGAUUUAUUGAUGUCAGUACUCAUGGAAGAGCUGUGGAAAGUCCCUAAACCUCUGGCAGGGUGUGCUGGGGAAAGACCUUUUGUAUCUACCCUUCCUUACCCCACCAUUAGCCAGGCGGGAGCUUGGGCCCUGAGCUGGGUGAACAUCUGCUCUGACGCAGGAAGGCAGUUCCCAUAAGCAGCAAACCAGCAUCUGUCAGGCACUUUAGCUACAGCUCAUAAUACUUUUUCUCCCUUUGUUCUCUGCCUUUUAUCCUUUGAUGACUUACCAGGCCACUCAGACCAGAGGAGAUCCCUGGGUCUUCAGAGCAGGCAUUUAUCAGCAUCUUGAGCAGUAGCACAAUAUCAGAAGAGAGAAAUACUUCCCCGGGUUCUGGGGAAAAGUGCAAUAACAAUUCUCAGAAGGUUUAUUUAAACAUGGCUGUUUAUUUUUGCUGGAGCUUGAGUUACCUUCCCUUAUAGGAGUAAUGUUUUUGGAAUCCUCCUCAUUUUGCCUAUAAUAAAUCACAGUUGUCUGAAGAAAAGGAGCAGGGCUCUGUCAUUUUUCUUUGCUUUUCCUCCAUCAGCAAGUGAAGGAAAUGCCCUGAAAAGAAUCAUUUAUAACAAACUUGCUUUUGACAUUGCUGGCAAGCCUUGGCAUGUCAAUCAGAAAAAUUACUGCCCUAUCUCUGGGCAGUCAGAGCACAAAGUUGCAGCUCUUUUGCUUCUAAUUGUAGGUUGGCAGGACCUCUACUAUCAGGCAACACAGAGAAUAAAGAACACAAGAAAGGCUCACAGCUGGAUCUUAGCAAGGGUGGCAGGGGUGGAGGGAGGGGACUCCAGGUCUUGUUAUGACUUCAAGCCAUAUUUUGUCCCAGUGGUUGCCAACAACCACACGGACAACUUGCUGGCAUUGUGGCUUCUUACAAAUCAUGGGCUUCGUUUCUCAGUGUGGGCAAACAACAAUGCGAAGUUGCACCCAGAGCUCUUUAAUUCUCUGUGAGGGGAUGGCAUUUGGGCUGAAGCACAGCAAAGGGACCUCAGGGAAGAGCAGACUGAUGGUGAAGACUAAGACUUCAAAGAAGUUCUGAAAUGGCUCUGACUCUUCUCAUCCCCAUUUUUGAGCAGCUUUUCAUUGAGAUUUGCUGCUGUGGGCUAAAUUGCUUGGAAGUGUUCGGCUGAUAGAACAGCUGCAACUGGUAAUCUCCAGCAUCUAACAGGCUCUAUUAUGAUGAUAUUUUUCCCCAUGAAGCUCUGAAAAGAUUUUUCAAAGGAUAACUAUUUUUUUGCGUAAUCUUGAAUGUAUACAGCUAGAUAAACUGAGAUAUAUAAGUAGGCCAGUAUCCGAUAGCACAAUAGCAUGUGGGCAAAAGAAGACUGAAAAACCAGGGUGAAAACCUGGCUGCAACAAAGUCAAUGGAACUAUAAUUUUAAGUGCAAUUUUCUAGGAAAAUUAGUUUUACAGUACCCAUCUCUCAGUCUUGCUCACUUCUUUAAGGAUUAAGACAGGAUAGUGCUUGGAAACGAAAUAUAGCUACAAAAAAAUAUCUGCAAGAUGGCAGAAAUUGAGAUGUUUUUCAGGGAAGAAAGACACCUUCCCAGCACUGACCACCAUUAAUGUGGUAGAAAAAUACCUUUAUUUGGGAACCUGGCAGGCCACUCUUUGAUGUACUUCAGCUAAAAAAUGGUGAGUGUUCAGUUCUUUCUGCUGAGUAGUUUUGUUUCAGCUGCCUCUGUUUGAAUCCUCAAUAUUAUUAGACAUUUUUGUGUAUCUUGGCAUAAAGGCAUUGAGCUUCAAGUGAGAAUAAUGCAUAUUGCCCUUUUUCUGUAGUAUUCAGGUACAUUUUGAAGGUAGCCAUACUGCAGACCUGACCAAAUACUCAAGAAAAUACAAAAGAUUAUGGUUAUGUUAGAGAAGGUUUUCGUUGUUUUCAGUCUCCAUCGUCUCCUUAGUGGGGUUUAGGAUUUACAAGAAUUUAGGGGUGUAUGGUUCAGCUAAAGCAUUUCCCCAGAUUAGGUUUUGUUCAUUCUUUGGUCUCCUUUAAAAAUAUUUUAAGAAAUGUCAUCAGACCAUGAAACUCUGAAUGUUAAAUUAGAGUCUUACACAAAUAAUCCAGGUUUGGGGGAUCUUGUAAUGCUAAGUGGAUUCUUUGGCAUCAACUAAUUUUAUUAUGGAUGGAGCCACAGCAGAACCACAUUAGAAAUGGAUAUUGUUACAACACUUUCAGUAUCAACAAUGCUACUUGGAAAGGAAUAAUGUAUUCCAGAUGGCUAUUAAGAAUGUCUGUCCUUUUAGAAGGGUUUUUUUCUUUUUGUUUAGUUGAUUUAUUCUGAUAAAAUUUCAGAUAAUUUAGAAUUCUGUCAAAUAGUAAACAUGAAGAUAAGGUUAUUCACAGAACAGGCAGGCUGAAAGGUUACUUCAUUUAAUUCAAUUAGAUAGGUUUUCAUAUUGGUUUUAUUUCUUUUAUCUCAAGUAUUGUAGCUAAUUUUUCUUCAUGAAAGAGAAAGUAGAGUGCAGUUGUUACAGAAAUCAAAACUGCUGGGGUAUGUCCAAGGCUUUUGCACAUCACUGGCAAGUAAUGGGACAGCAGUUACCUAUAUAAGUAGGUGGAUGUAGUUACAGCCACUGACACAACAGAUGAGAUUUUUGAGGUGCUUGAAUAAGACAAAAAUCUUAAAUCGUGAUGUGUAUCACAGUAACAUUUCUCACCAGACCUGUAUGUAAGUCGUGCACCCCACUGGACCUCAACUGUCUGAAGUGAAGCCAGAUACUUUAAAUGCAGCUUUACUUUUCUGCUGAACAUGUUUGAGGGAAGUCUGGAUGCUGUUAGGUCAAGCUAAAAGUACUGCAGGCUCACAGGGGCUUGGUUUCUACAGGCUCCAAAUCACCUUGUCUCUGUAGGCUCCUUCUUGGUCCUGGUGCUCUGAUAACACCAAUGGUCUGUACAACACUGAUGAGGACACAAUCAGAAUUUCCUUUCCAUCACUGAUAUCCUUUUGUACCAAGUUAUCCUGCACACAAGGUACAGUGGGCAACACAAGGCUGAUGCCGUCCCUGGAUAGUGCAGGUAAAAUAUUACCUAAGCAGUCUUGCACAGGAUGUUUUUUUAAUCCCACUCUGGCUCCCUGGUUUGGCAAGGAUUUCAAUGCCUGAUUUCAUGCCUGUCCCCAGGCAUGACAGUGUGAACAAAGGCUGUCGUGAUGUGCCUCAGCUUUUUAUUGUCUGUUCUUCUCAAGACAUGCUCUAUCUGGGCUCUCUCCCAGCUUCCCCUUAGGCCAUUGCUUAGAUCCUUUGAAUCAGGUAUUCACAGGCCCCCAGGGGCACUGGGAAACAUAAGGAUGGGGACAGCAGUGGGAUGCAGGCAGGCUCAAUCUGGAUGUUGCUUCUGCUGAGCAAAGUCCGUGGUGACCUCCAUUGGCAGAGCUCAAUGCUCACUGCUGCGCUAUGUGGUUCCUUCUCCACUGUACCCAGCAGCAUCCACCCUUCUCUCUCAAGACUUUAUUUUGCUUUUGUGUGUUUGUCCAGCAGGCACUAGUUGAGCUGCUCACUGAAAGGCUUUUGAAGAUGUUCCCCAGAGCUGGAGGCUGCUGAGCAUCAAGUAGUGGAAGUGCUUGAGGAGAUACUCCUCCAGUUUCUUCCUCUGACAUUGCAACCUGGAGACAAGUUUUUUCUCUAAUGAGACUGUGCAAACAUCAUGUGUUCCUCUGGGGCCAGGAGUGGAGAUGGCCAGGAGCAACAGGACACAGUAAAUCAGCAAUGCUGCUUCUGUGAGACUGGUGGGAUUUUCCCCCUUGGGAUGACUGUUGCACAAGAAGAACUACCAAUAACUGAAGUGUAACAACCGUGACUGUCAUGCUUCUCAUUUUGGAUGAGGAAGGAAGAGUAUACCCACCUAUAGAUGAAUUCAGUGGACCUGAAACUCCAGGAGUUGGGUAAAAGGCAUCUGAUAUUCACUGAUUUUGAUGAACAACCACUUCUUGGUUUAUAGACAUUGUUGAAUCACUGUUAUAUCAGAUUUCUUCAUAGUCACUAUGGCAUUUUUAAAAGAUAUGGUUAUUAGAAAUAAGAAAAAAGGAAAAGUCUCCAUGGGAUGUAGGACAGAUACUGGAGUGUGCUAAAGACUAAAAGUGUACAAAAAUGCAUCCCAACCAACACCAGCUACUAAUGUCACUCAGAGAUUUAGUUUGUGAAGGAGCCGCAGGAUAAGCUACUGAAUGACAGUGCUGGAUUAAAUAGUUGCUGAUGAUACUAAUUUUCUAUAUUUCCAUGACUAGCUAAGAUGGAUGGUUUAUAGCAACUACUUCUGGAUGUGUAGCUGUGGAGCAGAGAGGGGCAGUGAUUCCUCGAAACUACUAGAUUUCCUCAUCUCCUGUUUUAAAAACAGAUACAGUAGGGGCUGCUCCUGUGCUUCAGUUCUGUAGACUAAACUGUAUUUUCCUAUUGAUUUUCUUAUUUUUUUUUUUUAGCUUAUCCCUUUGAUGUCAUCUCUUAAGGCUCGUAGAUAUUGUCCCCAGAGCCUCAUUAAUUUCAAUAUGAUAGCCAUUUUAGAUAAUCCAUCAUUAGAAAAAAAAAAAAAAAAAUCAAUAUUUCUUUAGGUUUGUGCCUGUUUCAGCUUUCCAGUCCCUUGAACAAAUGGAAGGUUUUCUCCAGAGCACUCUAUAUAUCUGUUGGUUGGAGUUCUUUCCUUAUCACCCUGAUGCUGAGCCCCAACAAGGUCUUUAUAUGUGUGCAAGAGCUAAAAGAUCAGAUGUGCAAAUAUAUAACGGAUUAUAGCAGCUAAAGUAGACUUGACCUGUGCUCUGUGGUGGUUGUUUUUAUUAUUAUAUUUUUAUUUUAUUUUUAUUUUUUAAAUUGAAGCAUUAUGUCUUCUAUCCUUUCUGAGCUUUUUGUAUUUGCACUUGGUUUACUUAGCAGACAACACUAAAAAGAGUAAUUUGGAGGAUCUCUACAUUUGUCCUGAGCUAUUAAAUUACCAGAAAAAUGGCAAAGCUAGAAAAUCUAGGGGACAAGAACAGAAAUCAAAACUACCCAAUGAAAUGCUGCAUGAUUUCUUUGGUAGGAACUUUAUUUUCAGCUCCUCUGUUUACUAUAGCACAGAAGACGAUUCAGAUGAUCACAGUCAAAGAUCAGCUCCUUUUUGGUGCUUCCAUGGACCUGAGCCAAAAUCUGUUGAUGUUUAUCUCAUGUACUGAAAAUAUAGUGUGAACAUAUAGAGGGGAGUGGAGUUUCAUCACAGAAAUUUUAGAAUACAAAAAAAAAAAAAGUCAAGGAAAAAGGUAAGUGCUUUUAGACCCACAACUAAGAAUUUGUAAGAUAAAAGCCAAAAUCUAACUCCCAGGUUAGUUUUUGGAAAUCUGGGAGAUUAUAUUUUAAGAUAUAUGAGUAUGACUUUGGUAGAAGAAUAGCUUAAAAAGGGUGCUUUAGGUGAUAGAAAAGGGCUUAUAAAAUAAUAAGGGCAUCCCCUGAAAUAGAAAGAACAACAGCAACAUAGGACAGUCAUCAUGCUUUCAGUGCAAAAGGAGAAUUUGCAUUCCUAACCUCCCGCAUUGGAGCUGGGUCUUGAAUAGCGUUUCUGUUUUCUCUUCAGCUGAGCUAAUGCCAGAUCUUCGUAAGUGUCAACACUGCAACCAAAAAAGCUCAAAGUGGCAGGAACGUUGUUUGUGGGGGAGAUUGGAGUCGGAGCAAAUACUCUCGUCAAGGUUGCUUGCUCCUGACUAAUGACGUGUCGUUUGCAGUAAGAAAAGCCAAAAAGACUUGCCCACAGGCAGCACAGUUCUCCAGAUGAGUCCCAUGCCUACUCCAAGGAGCAGCCGGUGAGGUAAUGCUGCUCCUCUCUCCAGGCUGGACUAUCUGCUUUAGUCAGGGGUUGACAUCACCCUCGGCCAAGGAAUCCAACGUAAUUCUUGAUGGUUCUAUGUGUCAUUUUCUCUAUUGGCAGGGAGAAUUCAUCUUAUGUGACUUCACGUUCUAAAAAAAUUGCAGAUUGAGUGUAAGUCACCUACACUCCCCAUGUGCUUUGUUUAGAGAGAUUGGCAUUGCUAUGCGAUUCGUUCCUGGUCCAUUGGAGACCUGGGAUGAAUCACCCUCUGGACAUAGGAUGAGGGAAAAUAGCCACAAGUUGUGCCAGGGGAGGUUUAGAUUGGAUAUUAGGAAAAAUUUUUUCAUGGAAAGGGUUGUCAGGCAUUGGAACAGGCCGCCAGGGAAGUGGUUGAGUCACCAUCCCUGGAGGUGUUUAAAAGAUGUGUAGAUGUGAUGCUUAGGGACGUGGUUUAGCGGUGGACUUGGCAGUGCUGGGUGCAUGGUUGAACACAAUUAUGUUAAAAGUAUUUUCCAACCUAAACUAUUCUGUGAUUCUACAACAUGCCAAUUUUUCUUUAGUGGAUGCAGAGUUACUGAUGUUUCCAAUUCAGAUAUGAAGCCUCAGUCUGGAUGGUGAAAAUUAGGAGAACCGAGUUGCUUGGUGUGGUAGACUGUGAUCUGUACAGCUGGGCUGCUGCAAACCCGUAUUUCCCUGGCUGGCAUAAAUUUAGAGUAGUGUUUGGGGAACCUUUCACCCCAAGGGUAAUGAAGCAGGUGAGUGAGGGAAGGACUGGAAGGUUGGGUACUUCUCCUUUGGCUUUUUCCGUAUGUUUUGGUUCUAUGGAUAGCAGGCUCCAAUGUCUGUUUUCUGCUUUCUACUCAGUGUUGAAUACGUCAACAGUUUGAAGGAGUUUGAGCUUGAUUGGUCUAAUACAGAGCAGAGAUCAGCUAAAACUCUUGCUAUUGAGUCUGGAUUUUCCCAUGUAAGCCCAGCCUAGGAAAGACUUCCGUGGAAAAGAAGUGGAUGUUGUCUUUGUAGGAAUUAAGUGGAAACAGAGCGUUCCCUGCCAUCACGAAAAGUCUCAGCUGUGAGACACUAAAGUUAACUGAAGUAAGUUACAUGUUAAUUUUGGUGAGUGAGCUGGAGUUUCACAAAUGUGUUAAUGCUUUCAUGAGUUGAUGGUGUCAGGUAUGAUUUAUUCUAAAAAUAUUAUUUUUCAGUCAAAAUGUUUUGUUCCUCCAAAUUUGUCAGUUUUGCUAAUUAAGACAUAAAUUUCCUCUUACUUAGAGAACCUAAAGUAAAGCUGAUUCUGACUUUUGAAAUCUGAGCCACAUGUACUGCGCAGAAAGUGAGUUGCCAAGGGCCUCAAAUUUAAGUCAGGAGUCACCAUGACUGAUGUUUGCAAACAGAAAUAAGAACAAAAAUGUUGUGUUUCUGUCCUUUUGUUACUUUUCAUUUUGUCCAUUAUUAAAUAUUUUAAUUUCCCUCCCUUCUUCUGUGAAUAUCAAAAUUCAAUUACAAAUGAGAAAUCAUUUUGAAGCCAAUGAAUAUUCUUUUCCUCAAAAAGUAUUUAGUGAAGUUUGUUCCCUUUUUAUUCAUCAUUAUUUCAAAUGUUGAUCAGCUGAUUUCUUUCAAGAAAGGAAAGAAACAAGAAGUCCUCUGAAAUACUCCCAAGGAAUACCCACUGACAGAGGUAUUUGUUGAUGUGAGGAAAAAUAUGCCAUUCCAAAAAUAUUGCAGGCAUUUCCUCAUUAUGAGAACCUGCUCCUGCUUAUGGAAAACAGAGAAGAGAAAUUCCAACUGGUGCAUGCAGUCAUCAGGUGUUUGCUGCGAAGUGUUUGCCAGCAAAGGACAAGUUUGCAAAGGGCAUCGGUCUCCAGGAGACCCCAUGUAGGCUGGGAAGUGAGAUUUUACUCAGAUUUUACCCAGGCAUCCAAAAAAUGGGAUUUAUUCCUGAGACACCAGUGACCUGUGGCUACAUGAUGUCCAGUUUUUAUUCCCAGUGGGAGCUCCUGUUUCUCAACAGAUCUGAAAUUCAGGCUGUUUCAUUUUUAGAAACCUAAAUGAGCACUUAGCACUUCUGAAAUUCUGGCCGUGGGCAAAUGCACAGUAACAAAGAACUAAAGUUACAUGGACUCAGAAAGAACAAGUCAUAAGGUUAGCUUUUGGUCAUCAGAACAAUGUAAAACAUCUUAGAUUUGUUCCCCAAAUCCAAUUCAGGUUUCAUCUGCACUGAACAGUCAGUAUAUCAGUGAAAUAACUGGGAAUUCAAUGAAUUAACCAAUCUGAAGUAAUUGCUGGUAGUUGGGUCUUUGUGUGAUUUGUGCUUGACAAUUUGUAAGGACCACAAUCUACCAUUCGAAGCUGGUAGUAAAAGUUUUUUAGUGGUGGUAUGUUUAUCUUUUUGUUUGUUUAUUUCAUUUUGGUUUUAAUCAUCCUAGAAGAAUUUUCUAAGCAUAGUGAUUUGCGCUUGCUUAACUUUCUAUUUUCCCUAAAUCUCUGUCAUGGAAGAUUGAAUCCAAUUGAUCUAAAAGCAAAAUGAGUAAAUCUUAAAUGAAUGUGUUUGGCAGGAGCAAAGCAAAAUAGUUUGCUGGAGGGAAAGAUGGUCAAAGUCCUGAUCUUUUGCUUUUCUCCUUUCCCUCCUCCAUCAUAUAAAUGAUGGGUGAUGUUAUCCCAUGUCCAUAACGUCAUCGUCCAUCAUGUCAUGUCUGUCAUGGAGACCUGAAGAAGGCCAUGUGUUUAAUGCAAUAUUUCUUGUAAUAAGAAAUAUCUGACAAUGUCAAGAGAGAUUUUUCAGGCUAACUGUACCACAAGUAGCAUUCAGUGAUGUAUACCACAAGAAAUUGCACCCAAGAAAGGAGAGAACUGAUUUAAUAGACAUCUGGUCUAGAUAAAUUUGUCAUGUCUGCUGUUGUAAUUAUAUGCUAAUUACAUGAUUUCACACUACUUAUAAUCUCAGAAGCGUACUGUUUCUAAUUAUACAUUACCUCCCAAAAAAGGCCUUACUGGCUUCUGUCGUUCAAAUAUUGGUUUUAUUCAGAUUGCCUCUCUCUCAGUAGGUAAUUUUAUGGCUACUGUUGUUGCUGAUACCCAAGAACCACCUGGACAUUGGUAGAUUUAUGCUCACUGAGUCCUGCAAGGGCAGGAAAGAGUAUAAUAAUUGCUGCAUUUCAGAUGGAGAAAAUCUUCGAAACAGUGGUAGGACUUUUAAAUAUGCUUCUAAGAAUAAAAGAAGAAAACUUCUGUGCCAAAAAUACAGUUAGUGGCUUAUGUCUGCCUCAGCAUUUUGCAUAGCAACAGGUCUUUUGUUAGCUUUUAGUGUCUCUGAGACCUCUCCUCAUAUGCAGCAUAGACUUACUUUCUUUUAAAAACCAGCCUCCAGAGAUGGAUGUGCAGCUGCCACAGCUGGAAACAUCUUCUCCCACCACUAACCCAGCCAAAGAAAUGAUGUUUCUGAUGGCUUGCUCGUAGUGCUUUGUUUUCUCUCUUAAUUAAUCAGAGUUCUUAUCUUUUCUGCACUUCAUCUUGUCUAACAGGCAUUCCCCAAAACAUCUGAAUUUUAUUUCUAGGAAUAAGUGUGUUGUCUUAUUGGGACCAUGUGUUCAUCAGAGUUUGCCCUCUGUUGUCUCUGCAGCACAUAUGAGAAACCAUAUUGAUUCAUUCCCAGGGGACUAUCUUUGAGUAUUCAUGCUAUUUUUAUUAAACAAAAAUCUAUCUUUUUCCUCCCUUCUCCCACUCCCCCUGCACCCUCCAGCUAUAUCUAGCCUUGCUGAGCCAAAAAAAGGAACAAAUGGAAAAACAUAUUAAAAAUAAGCUUUUGUCCACAUGGAGGAGGAUUGUCAUCAAUUUGCAAACUAGGAAGUCUGUGUUAUACCCUCCAGUUUUACCUUUGGUUAUCUGUACAUCUCAGGUACCUGUGCAGGUGAGUCAAUGCCUGAGCACUCAAGGAAUGGAUGCUCCCAGUCUUGUCCCCUCACUGGAAAACCAGCAAGAGGCCAGCCAAGACUGAUGCGUGUCCUGUGGAUGCCCUGGGAGUUGCCAACAAGAUGAGCAAAGGAACCGAAGGCUCGUUGUUCUUCAGGGUGAUGCCAAAGCACCAAGAUCCAAACACUAGCCCUCUCCCACCUACCACCAGCCUGUUUCCUCCAUCAGAGAAUGAAAAUUGUCCAAGCGCAUCCUCGCAGCCCUGCUUUCUUUGGAAAUAAGCCUUAACCCUCACGUCAGAUGGAAAAAUCUAGAACACUGAGGGAUCUCUAAACCAAACGAUACCAGGGCAGAAGCCCAAAUUUCAUCUCUCUAGACUGCAACUACCCAAAAGCAUGGUGAAUACAAAUAUGACUAUUUUAAAGACGAAACCUUGGCCGUGAUUGACAGCAAGGCUGUUCUUUGCCGCUUCCCUCACUGUUGACAAGUAAUAAUGAAGCUUUGUCAGUCCAUCAUGGACAUGGAUAUGCCAGAUUAUGUUGACUCCUUGGACUCCUCUUACACCAUGCUGGAAUUUGACAACCUUCGGGUGCUCCCCAACAACACUGAGGGGUCUAAUGGUCCCUGUUCUCUGCCUGCAGAGGCCAUCACAGCAGAAUCAGCCAACACCAACCUGCUCACCAGCGGCAUCAGCUCCCUCUGCUCCAUCUGUGGGGACCGGGCAACCGGCAAACACUAUGGGGCAUCCAGCUGUGAUGGCUGCAAAGGCUUCUUCAGGAGGAGCGUCCGUAAGAACCAUAUAUAUUCCUGCAGGUUCAGCCGACAGUGUGUAAUAGACAAAGACAAGAGGAACCAGUGCAGGUACUGCAGGCUGAAGAAGUGCUUCAGAGCUGGCAUGAAGAAAGAAGCUGUGCAGAACGAGCGCGACAGGAUCAGCAUCCGCAGGAGCAGCUACGAGGACAAUGGCUCACUCUCCAUUAACGUGCUCACCCAGGCCGAGGCCAUGGCACAGCAGUAUUCAUCGCCGAGUCCGGUGCACAGUGCGGACAUUGCUAUGAAGAAGGUUGCAACCAUCAACGAUGUGUGUGAAUCCAUGAAGCAGCAGUUGCUAGUGCUGGUUGAAUGGGCAAAAUACAUCCCAGCGUUUUGUGAGCUCCCACUCGACGAUCAGGUUGCCUUGCUCAGAGCCCACGCAGGGGAACACCUGCUCCUCGGGGUAGCCAAGCGGUCGAUACCGUACACCGAUUUUCUGUUAUUAGGGAACGACUUCAUCAUCCCAAUGCACUGCCCGGAGCUGGAAAUCGCUCGUGUGGCCACCAGAAUCUUGGACGAGUUGGUGAAGCCCUUGCGGGACAUCCAGAUUGAUGACAAUGAGUACGCAUGCCUUAAAGCCAUCAUCUUCUUCGAUCCAGACUGCAAAGGGCUGAGCGAGCCCGGGAAGGUGAAGAACAUGCGUUUCCAGGUCCAGGUCAACCUGGAGGACUACAUCAAUGAUCGACAGUACGACUCCCGAGGCCGGUUCAGCGACAUCCUCCUCCUGCUGCCUCCGCUGCAGAGCAUCACCUGGCAAAUGAUAGAGCAGGUCCAGUUCGUGAAGCUCUUUGGUGUGGCCAGGAUCGACAGCUUGCUGCAGGAGAUGCUGCUGGGAGGAACCACCAUUGAUCUCCAGUACCAGUCAGGACCUCCCAACCUCAACAUGGAACCGCUGCCAGGACACGUCCUCCCAAGCAACAUGAGCUCUGUGAUUCACGCUGCUCCAGACCCAUCUCCUGAAACAUCCCUCCCGUCUCCUUCGACAAGCACAGGCAGUGAUGACUAUAAACUCGGCUCUAGCGCAGGGCCCAGCGCCGUUGCGCAGCUCUUGCCUCCGACAGUGAUAACCAAGCAGGAGAUUUUAUAGGGCGAGGUAGGAGGAGAAGCUGGGAGCAACGUGGGAGCCGCGCUGGGAGUGAAACAGGCAAAACACAACAUCCCCCUGCCCAUAACCAUGUCCGUCAGUCACACUCUGUCCCGUCCGUGAGUCCAGCACCAGUUGCCGCCUGCAGCAGGACCUUCAACACGUGUCUUCCCACCACUCGUUUCAGCAGCGAUUGGGGUCAAUGCUCUUUUCAGUAGGACCAAAACUGUAAGUUAUUUGGAGCAGGGUGUCCGAUUGCAUUUGUUAUCACCUAACUUGGAGUGAUCACAACUCUUUCAAAGCGUUCAGCCACUGUCUUCAUAAAUCCAAAUGUCUUCAACAGCUUCUGGUAACUGCUAAUGAGUACAACGUGUCUUGAGCUGUCAGUAUGAAAAGGUCUGUUCCCAUUAAAAGUUUAAUUACACUCUCGUGUUAAGCUUUAGGAAGAAUAUCUUCAUAACCCUUAGCAGCCCAGCACUUUCUUAUUCCAUACAGAUCCCCCAGCUAACAUUUAAUGCUGGUCAGCUUUUAUCUGUGACCAGGAACGCAAACAUUUGGUUAUUUUAUAUAAUUUCCAGUAUAUCUGGAGUCCAGCUGUGAGUCAUUUGAUGCAUCUCCUACUCCUUUGUGUGCAUAACACAGCUCCAAGACCGCAGCAAGAAUUUCUGCAUCAGACCGGGGCUGAUGGGUCUGGCAAAACCCACGAUUGGAGGGUGCUUGAGAACCUGGUGAUUUACCAAAUCACCACUUUGUAUCAUCUGCAAAUGUAUUUGGAAGAAAGAGUUAUAACCAAAAUGCCAAAAAAACCCCAACCCUUCUCCCCGUACUCAGAUAGAAUUUUGCUGUAGUUUAAUGUAUCUUUGUAGUGUUUGCAACCUAAACUUCAAAGCUUUAAAGUAUAAAAACAGGGAGAGGCAGGUUGCCCUUGAGGUAUGUAUUUUAAAAAUGUUUAUAUUUAAAACGUAAGGUGCUUCUGCACUUAAUGUAAAACUUAAUCAGCAGUAGGUGACCAACUAUUAACUGUGUUACAACUGUUCAAAAUGAUCCCAACAGAUGACUAUACAACCCCAAACUUCCUUAAAGCACGGUCACUGUGUUUCUUGUGGAUAAAUUGCACCUUGUUAGAAAGCAGACUGCUGGAGUUCUACAAAACAAGUCCAGCAAUCUCCAGCAGAAGCUCUUGAGGGGUUACAGGGUCUCUGGACACGAGGGACAAUUUUCAGUUGUGCCGCAUCGCAUAGAUCUCUCAACCCACGUGCAUCCCCGGUCACAGCAAAAACAAGAUGAGGCUCCCAGCUCUGGCUUUGUGAGGGCGAAUUCAUGGAUGCUCAUGAGGCACUUGGACAUCCUCGGAUGCAGGAGGCUACAGAAACGCAAUUUUACUGAUUGAAAGAGAAGAUGAGAGCAUUCAAACCUUCAUCAAAAUGGGAACACUUGGUACUCAGGUUACCUUUCACCCGUCGGGGAGGUAUUUUAGAGUUGCUGCUCCAAACCACAAAAGAGAUGUGAAAACCACUGAAGACGGGGUUGAAUUACACUCAGGAUCGCAAGGUUUUAUUUUUCUACUCUCUGUGAUGAAUUUGAUCUGACAUUAUAUGCUGAUAACUGAGAUUUCAAACAGCUCUAUCUGGAAACCAGGCUCCACUGUGAGCGUUCCUGCUGCACGCCAGACGCCGCUGUACUUUGCUUCCAGUUCCUCCAGCACGUAGGUUACAUUGCUUUUCUAGAAAUUAAAUGUACAUUUCUACUCAUUAAUGGUAAGAAAAAUCUAUGGGGGGGAAAUAAAUUCCAUAUUCUCAUAUUUCA